Molecule: messenger RNA, 1728 nt
Organism: Anopheles marshallii
Lineage: Eukaryota; Metazoa; Arthropoda; Insecta; Diptera; Culicidae
Product: alpha-1B adrenergic receptor-like
Exons: 4
Coding region: 7-1728 (573 amino acids)
Biological process (GO): G protein-coupled receptor signaling pathway
Cellular component (GO): membrane
Molecular function (GO): G protein-coupled receptor activity
Source: RefSeq, a predicted model, not a curated record
UUCGCAAUGGUACCGUACCAGCUGGAAAUACUUGCCCUCGUUGCCGUGCUAAUCGGUAUCGUCGUCAACUCCUACAUUGUCGUUAUCGUUAUCCUCACGAAACAGAUCACAUUCGCCAGCAAGAUACUGCUGCUCCAUCUGGGCGUUGUAAACGCCGUACUAUGUCUGUUCUAUCUGGUCUACUACACCGCGAGCUUGUUCCGGCUGCUACCCGUGGCGCUGGACGCAAUGGACGUCGCCUGUCUAAUGUUCGGGCUCUGUUUCAACACGCUCCACUCGAUCGCGCUAUGGACGCUGUGUGCACUCAACUUCGAUCGGUACUUUGCUAUCGCCACGCCGCUACACUAUGGCACGUUCAUCAACACGAAAAAGCAGGUCCUGAUAACACUCGGUGCCGGUUGGAUCGUGUCGACGCUUUUCAGCUUACCGCAGGCGGUACGAAUAUCGGCCUAUAAGUUCGACAGCGAUUACGAACUCUGCCUGCCAAACCUUCAGACGACGGAAUCGCUCAUCUACAGCAUCAGCUUCGUACUGUUCACCAUCCUGCUACCGAUUGUGCUGAUCCUGGGCUGCAACAUGAAGGUGCUGAUGAUCGCACGCUACCAGCGCAACCGGAUCGCUUCCGCCAUCCUGGAGGUGACACUGUCCGCCCAGCUGACCAUCACACAUCAGCGGAAUCCGUUCUUUGUGCCGAAUGCCGGUACGGGUCCGGGCGGUACCGGACCGGCGGCCGACUGCAAACCGUACACGCAAGCCUCCAACCAGAACAAUCCGGCAGCGAACGUGAUACAGUUGGUCGGGUCGGCGAUACUGUUCCACUGUCCGUACUAUUUCGUCAUCCUCUGGAACAGCAUGCUACCGUUCGUGGCGAACGGUUGGCGCACACCGGCCCUGUUGCUCAAUGUCGCCUCCUUUCUGCUGCUGCUAUCGCCGACGAUCAAUGCGAUUCUGUACGGCGUGCGGAGCAAAAUCGUGCGCCGUUCGUUUCGCAACAUCUGGCGCAAGCAGAAGCAAAAGAUCGAGAUCCAUUAUGAGAUACAGGCGCGAACACCGUCGACCUGCGGCUCCCGUCGGCCAUCGCUCAGCGGCACCCAGUUCCAGCAGCAGCAACUACAGCAGCAGCAGCAACCGCUGCUGCUUGCGUUCUCCGCCGACACGAGCCGGCCCGGUUCGGCCAGUGGUGCGACCGCACCGGACACACGCUCCGAGAUCGGUCUGGAACCGGACGGAUCGUCGCACGAUGCGUCCCUGCAGUCGCCACUCGGGCGCAUCAAGUUCGGCAGCUGCUCGGCACUGAGCGGGCCCCUGUUUGUAUGCAAUCCGACACCAAAUAUGCACCAACAGCAACAUUCCCAUCAUCCGCAUCACGGUGCCGGACCGCGGCCAAAGAUCACCAUCACGAAGAUACUCACCGAUGACGAGACACCGGGAUGCAUCCGGUCACCGCCACCGCCCCCUUCAUCGCCCCUCUCGCCAACCGCUUCGGUGUUCGAGCAUCAAGGGUUUGAUAUAGCGGCGGCCGCCGUCGACGGUGGGCGGCUGCCGGCGGCACUCGUCGCCACGAUACCACCGAUCUGCAUCACAGACAAUCUCAGCGUCGCUGGACAAUCAGGUGCCAAGUUGCACCCCGCCGCACCCCUUUCGGCCGGCCCCAUCUGCCUCGAGCCGAAGAUAUCGUUUAGGAAGUUUUCCUCGCUGCAGGAAAUUUUAGGCAACGGGACUGACUAA